Prunus mume (Japanese apricot) is the source of this 628-nucleotide messenger RNA. The record is from RefSeq and is a predicted model, not a curated record. Lineage: Eukaryota; Viridiplantae; Streptophyta; Magnoliopsida; Rosales; Rosaceae.
CAAACGCAGCAUAGCAACUGCCUCAAAUAAAAAUCCUCCAUUUUUUACCACUGUCCUAAAUGCGUCUUAACUUUGUCUUCGACUACGUCUCUAUUUCCUUACAUAUCUCUCACUCUUUCUCUCACCCAAUUUGCUCAGAGAAAAUGGACGCCAUAGAUUUAGUAGUGGAUCCGCUCAUAGAGUUCUCUAAGGACAACAUUCGACUCGUCAAGCGGUGCUGCAAUCCUGAUCGCAAGGAGUUCGUAAUGAUGGGAUUCGUUGGGUUCUUCAUGAAGCUGAUCUUCAUCCCCAUCAACAACGUCUUGUUGGAUCUAUUUAGGAGUUUAUUUACACACCCGAUCCAAUUGCUUCAUGAUCAAUCUUUAACAUAUGAUAAGUUGAAGACAAUGUUGGUGUUCCUUGCUCUAUUUUGAUGGCAGUUUGGUUUGGUGUGUAAUCAUUUCUUCAUAAUAUUCACUAUAGAAGAUGUCAUUUCUAUAGUGGAUUAGUAGAAUAUUUUUUUUUUGGUGCAAGCAAACACAAGGGCAGGUAGAAGGCCGGUGAUUAGUAUGAUUUUAUGUUGUAAACUCAAAGUACGUUUUCUACUAUAUACACGGGUACAUUUUCAAUCCUAAUUGAGAAUUUGGCU